This is a messenger RNA of Cannabis sativa, 2413 nucleotides long. RefSeq lists its product as uncharacterized. The record is from RefSeq and is a predicted model, not a curated record. Gene Ontology annotation, molecular function: transcription corepressor activity. NCBI's taxonomy places the organism in Eukaryota, Viridiplantae, Streptophyta, Magnoliopsida, Rosales, Cannabaceae. Gene Ontology annotation, biological process: DNA-templated transcription. The transcript is spliced from 10 exons. Gene Ontology annotation, cellular component: nucleus. Bases 256 to 2067 code for a protein of 603 amino acids.
UAAGAUGAUGAUAUAUUUUCCUAAUUCUAAUAUAUUUUUCCACAUAUUAUUUAUUUAAAUGAGCUUUUUAAUAUUGUAAAAAAUUUGGUAAGAAAUUAUAAAAAUGAAUUAAAUCGGCUUUUUCAGCUUUGAAUAAAAUAAAAUUUAAUGCCUCGUUUCGUAAAAGCGAGAUUAGAAUAGAAUUCUUCAAAGUAAUGAAAUGAAAUGAAACGACAUAGAAGAAUAAUGGAAACGACAUGAAAAAGUGAAGAAAAGAUGCAAGCUCAAGCUCAAGGUGGUCAUGGUGGUCAAGGUCAGGUUCAGGUUCCGGCGAGCGAAGUGUUCUGGUCACUGGUCCACAAAGCCGAUAAGAAAUUCUCCAAAAUCAGAGAUCUUCCCUAUUACCACCGCAACAGGCAGGAGUACGAUGCUUACUUCUACAAGGUCUUCAAGGUCUACACUCAGGUAUGGAAGUUCCAGCAAGAAAAUCGUCACAAACUCGUCGAAACUGGCCUCAAGAGGUCAGAGAUCGGCGAUAUUGCCUCUAGGAUCGCUCAGCUCUACUUCGCUCACUACAUGAGGACCAGUCAGGCAAGCUAUCUCCACGAGGCUUUCAUCUUCUACGACGCCAUUCUCACUCGAGACUACUUCAAUUUCCACUCUCACUCCAAUGCUUCACCUCACGACAUCUCCCUCGCCUCCAAACAUCUCCGCUUCAUUUCAAGGUUUCUGAUGGUGUGCUUGCUUUUGAACCGGCGAGAAAUGGUUCAGCAACUGCUUAACCAGCUCAGGCUUUUGCUUGAUGAAUGCAAGAGGACCUUCAAAGAAACCGACUUCAAGGAAUGGAAGCUGGUUCUUCAGGAGCUGGUUAGGUUUUUGAAAUAUGACACCAAUUUUAUGAAUAUCAGGCCUCUUAGGUAUAGUGUUGUGUUGGACACUUUUUCCGAUUCGCUGUCUCCACACAACUGUUCUAGGAAUUUGAGGCUUCGAGACGCUGUUCUCGCCAGUUAUCAUCACAAUGAGGUAAAAUUUUCAGAGGUAACUCUUGACACUUUCAGGAUGCUUCAGUGUCUGGAGUGGGAGCCCUGUGGCUCAUUUUACCAAUCAAAUCUAACCAAGAAUGGUCACAACGGACCUUCUGCUGCCCCUAAAGAUAUUCUCGACCCUACACUGCCUCCUAAUCCUAGAAAGGCGGUUUUAUAUCGUCCUUCCAUCACACAUUUUCUAGCUGUUGUUGCCACCAUAUGUGAAGAGCUCCCUCCUGAUGGAAUUUUGUUAAUUUACUUGUCAGCUUCAGGUGCUCGGUACACUGAUACCACCUCCCCUUCUCCAUUAGGAUCUGUGUUGGAAAGAUUAGACCCUUCUUCCGAGCAGCCUGAAGAAUGCAGCUCAGCAUUAAAUUCUGGUUGUUUACACUUUGGGACUCGUGGGAAUGGAGGAAUAAAUUGCAUUUAUCCCAGUGACCUGGUUCCUUUUACAAGAAGACCACUUUUCUUAGUUAUUGAUGGUGACAGUAAUGAAGCAUUUGAGGCGAUAAAUGGAGCAGCAAAAGGAGAAAUGGCAGCAAUCCUUCUUUCUCCGAGAAGUUCGUAUCACUGCACCAGCACUGGUUCGCCUCUUCAUUCUACCGGAAGUCUAUUCACUGUUUUUCUUACAGCUCCAUUACAGGCUUUCUGUUUGUUGCUUUGCAUUUCUGACUCAGAUGUUGAAAUGGAUACAUUUGUUAAGGCUGAGAAAUUGAUCUCAUCUUUCUUAAAAGAUUGGGGUGUAAAGUUAGCUGCAUCAGACUCCCUUCAUCCUGUGUGGGCUCAGAUUUUGAACGACCCUUUCCUUAGGCGACUUGUCUUGAGGUUUCUGUUCUGUCAGGCAGUGCUUGCAUUACAUGCUCCCACAUUCAAUAAAGAUGAAUUCGUACCAAAGUCUCUGCCUGCGCUCCCACCAUCUUUCCUGCCUUCAACUGUCUUAUGUCAAACGCUAGUUAUGCAGCUAGCGAAUAUCUUCGGUGCUACCAACAGUUUCAUAUUCUCUGAUUCGGUUGCACUUCCAGAAAAUGCAUACGGUGACACAGACUCAAUGUCAUCUUCUUGAAAGCAUGGGUGGAGAGCCAAUCUGUAUCAGUUCAAACAGUCAAAAUAUCCGAGUUGUGUUUUCAUAAUUGUGCUUUAAGUAGGUUACAAAUUUACAAGUGUGGAAAUUCAGGGUUAAAUUGUGGAAUGGUCAAUCUCACUUUGUUAAAAUCAAGAUCACUUGAAGGUUGUUAUGAUGUGAUGUGGCACAAUUUUGUGUGUUGAAUCAUCAAAUUGGAUGGUAAAAAUUGCCUGGCAUACAAAGCUGAGUUGAGUACCAUGAUAUAUUUUACUAUUUUUGUGACCAUGACAUUAUUUUGUAAUGAAGAUAUAUAAUCAAGUAAAGUAUGGUUUUUCUAUGAUGAAAA